Molecule: messenger RNA, 1686 nt
Organism: Hypoxylon fragiforme
Lineage: Eukaryota; Fungi; Ascomycota; Sordariomycetes; Xylariales; Hypoxylaceae
Product: MFS general substrate transporter
Exons: 4
Coding region: 1-1686 (561 amino acids)
Biological process (GO): transmembrane transport
Molecular function (GO): transmembrane transporter activity
Source: RefSeq, a predicted model, not a curated record
AUGCAUCAAUCCGAGCUCCGGCAAAGACCCAUGAGCCGAGAGACCACAGGAGGACGGUCCGACAACAACAACAACAACAACUCCGAAACCGCCAGCGCCACAUCCAGCCACUUACGGGGAGAUGUCCCCUCAUUGCGAAUCAUCUCGCGGACCGUCUCCGAAGUUCGCGAUGGGAUCGAGUCGUGGCGGGACCUCGACCUAGCGCAAGACCAGCCGGCCGAAGACGGAGGCGAGAAGACCUCGUCCCCGGACCCUGACGACCCUAACCUCGUAACCUGGACCGGCCCCGACGACCCGGAGAACCCGAAGAACUGGGCCUUCUCGAAGAAAUGGGGCGCCGUCUUCAUCGUCUCGAUGUUUACCCUGGUCUCCCCGAUCUCUUCGUCGAUGAUCGCCCCGGCGCUGUUGGACAUUGGUAGAGAGCUGGAUAUUCCUGAAGGGUUCGAACAGAACCUAGUCCUCUCAAUAUUCAUCCUCGCCUAUGCCCUGGGACCCUUAAUCUACGGCCCCCUCUCCGAGAUGUACGGGCGCGUAAUAAUCCUACAACUCUCGAACCUCAGCUUCCUCGCCUUCAGCCUCGGGUGCGGCUUCUCCCGCACAGCCCACCAACUCAUCGCGUGCCGCUUCUUCUCGGGGCUCGGCGGCUCCGCGACCCUCGCCAUCGGCGGCGGCGUGCUGAGCGACCUGUUCGUCGCCGAGGAGCGCGGGCGCGCCAUGUCGAUGUACUCCUUGGCGCCGCUGCUCGGCCCCGCCAUCGGCCCCAUCGCCGGCGCCUUCAUCACCGCGAACACGACGUGGCGCUGGGCGUUCUGGGCGACCUGCGUCGCGGACGCCGCGAUCCAGGUCGCUGGUUUGUUUUUCCUUAGGGAGACGUACCCGCCGGUGCUGCUGGCGCGGCGACGGCAGCACCUCGUUACUUUGACCGGGAAUAUGGCUCUGCGCACCCCGUACGAUGACAACGGUAGCAGCAGCAGCAUCUGGGCCAAACUGCGCGUGUCCAUGACGCGGCCGUUUCGGCUGCUGGCCACGCAGGUGAUUGUGCAGUGCAUCUCGCUGUACAUGAUGUUCGUGUACGGGCUGCUGUACAUCCUCUUCACCUCCUUCCCGACCCUGUUCACCGCGCCGCCGCCUCAGGGUUACGGGAUGAGCGUCGGCACGGGCGGGCUGAACUACCUUAGCCUAGGACUGGGCUUCUUCUUGGGCGCGCAGAUCUGCGCGCCGCUGCAGGACCGGAUCUACGUGUAUCUGAAGGUUCGGCGCGGCCACGGGGUCGGGCGCCCAGAGUUCCGGGUUCCUAUCAUGCUGCCGGCCGCGGUCCUUGUGCCCGUGGGCCUGCUGGUGUACGGGUGGACGGCCGAGUACAAGACACACUGGAUCGGCCCCGAUAUUGGCGCCAUGCUCUUCGCCGCCGGCGGCAUCGCGGCAUUCCAGUGCCUGCAGGGCUUCCUCGUCGACUCGUACCAGCGGUACGCGGCCAGCGCUGUCGGCGCCGCUACCGUCUUGCGCUCGCUCGCCGGCUUCGGCUUUCCCCUCUUCGCCCCGUCCCUGUACGACCGCUUGGGGUACGGCUGGGGAAACACGCUCAUGGCGCUCUUGGCUGUCGUUAUUGGAAUUCCCGGUCCACUACUGCUGUGGAAGUAUGGCGAGGUGUUGAGGAAGAGGAGUCCGUUUGCUGCGGGGGAUUAA